Molecule: messenger RNA, 1191 nt
Organism: Lizanozyma spartinae
Lineage: Eukaryota; Fungi; Ascomycota; Pichiomycetes; Serinales; Debaryomycetaceae
Gene: SEN2
Product: tRNA splicing endonuclease subunit
Exons: 1
Coding region: 1-1191 (396 amino acids)
Biological process (GO): tRNA-type intron splice site recognition and cleavage; tRNA splicing, via endonucleolytic cleavage and ligation
Cellular component (GO): tRNA-intron endonuclease complex
Molecular function (GO): nucleic acid binding; tRNA-intron lyase activity
Source: RefSeq, a predicted model, not a curated record
AUGGCAAGAAAGAGAAAUAGUAAACAAUCACGUCAAGUAUAUAGUCAGCCAUUGCCCGUGAAGUUAUCCACCGAGCUCUACGGACCACUUCCUUCUAUAUUCCCCCACAAUCCAUUGUCGUGGAUAUAUUUUGGGUUCUUCUACUUAAAAUGUAUAAUUCGUUCAUCUCCACAGUCUACCAUUACUCCAAUAAAAGUACACUUGCUGGUAGAUGGAACUUUUGGAGUGUAUGACGAUGCGGACAUGUUACAACUCUGGCAACAGGGAUUCUUUGGGAAGGGUACCUUGAGUAGGUCUGAUCCAACGUGGAGAGAGCGUACAAACACUCGUUUACAAACUCAGGGUAUUGCUGCGCUGACCUUGGAAGAUGUAACCAGAAAAAGAAGAAUGGAAAGAUCCGCAUUUAAACUGCAACGUGCUUUGCUUCAAGAAUUGGAAAUGAAAGCCAGACAAAACAUUAUUACUGAAGCUGAAUCCUUACAAUUGGAAGCUCAGAAAUUGAAAGUGGCUGCGAUGAGGAAACAAACUCCAGACAAUAACGAAAACAGCAACAAUGAUAAUAAUGAUAACAAUGCUAAAGAAUUAGUUUUUUCCGAGUAUAAAGAGUUAUUGGAUAUUAUUGAUCAAGAAAAACAUACUGUUGUGAAGAACUUGGAGUUUUUGCAGCUUCAGCCAAUUGAAGCCUUCUUCUUACAAUUUGGACUUGAAGCAAUCGAUAUUAUACGGGACUCUUCUAAACACAUGAACGUAUGGGAUACUUUUGUUUAUUGUUGUGAACAACAUACCGGAGGUCUUAUUCCAGAGAACAAGUUCAUAUUAGAUUAUGUUACAUAUCAUCAUUUUAGAUCUCAUGGUUGGUGUGUUAGAUCAGGUAUUAAGUUUGGGUGCGACAUGCUUUUAUAUGUUCGAGGCCCACCUUUUAGUCAUGCAGAACAUGCUAUUACGGUUAUUCUUAAUGAUGGUUCUCAUAAUGUUGACUGGUUUGACAUGGGAACACUUGCAAGAAUCAUCCAUGGUGUUAAAAAGAAUCUUUUAUUGGUGUAUGUUGAUGUUCCACUGAAAGAAUACUUUAAACUGGUGGUGGAAAAUGAUCAAUUAAGUGACCGAGAGAAAAUAUUAAAGUUGCUUAUGAGUUAUAAAGUCACAGAAGUUAUAUAUAGGCGUUGGGUACCCAAUAGGACACGGGAUUAA